AUGCGCUGGCUGGGGAGCGGCAGCCGACUCACUGGGGAAUCAGAACUGAGGAUCAUCCUCGUCGGUAAGAGUGGAGGUGGGAAAAGUGCAACAGGAAACACCAUCCUUGGGCGGGAGGAGUUUGAGUCCGUACUGGAGGCAACGCCCAUUACUCAGACAUGCACUGAAGGCAGCAGCACCUGGAAAGGAAAGAAGGUUGUGGCUAUCGACAUACCUGCUAUUGUUGACACAGAGCACUCUGAUGAACAAACUGACCAUGAGAUCAGUCACUGUAUGGAGCUCUCCUCCCCAGGCCCCCACGCUCUGGUGCUGAUGGCCCAGCUGGGCCGUUACACUGAGGAAGACCAGCACACCGUGAAGAGAGUAAAAGAGAUUUUUGGCCCCAGGGCCAUGAAGUACACAAUCGUCUUAUUCAUCCACAGAGAAGCCUUACGGAGUGGAACCCUGGAGGAAUAUAUCUCCCACACGGAUAACAAACAGCUUCAGGAGGUGAUCGAACAGUGUCAGGGCCGAUACUGCGCUUUCAACAAUAAAGCUACAGGGGAUGAACAGGCUGCCCAGGCUAAAGAGCUGAUGACUAAGAUUGCUCAAAUGGUGGAGAGGAAUAAAGACCAUCCGUUCUACACCAAUGAGGUGUAUGAAAAGGUUGAGAAGCUUCUAAAGGAAAAAGCCCUAUUUUAUGAGAAAGAUGAAAGGCCACGUUGGUGUGAAAUAGGGGAGGCUGAGAUGAGAAAAUUGAAGGAAACACAGAAAUCCUAUGAGGAAAAACAAAAAUCCAAGGCUGAUCAAAAUAAGCAUGGCACUGGAAAAGGGAACUUUCAGAAAUCCAAGUGUCUCAAAGCCAAAAUGCCUGAAGUUCUGAAAUUAUGGUAA
Molecule: messenger RNA, 873 nt
Organism: Terrapene triunguis (Three-toed box turtle)
Lineage: Eukaryota; Metazoa; Chordata; Testudines; Emydidae
Product: GTPase IMAP family member 3-like
Exons: 2
Coding region: 1-873 (290 amino acids)
Molecular function (GO): GTP binding
Source: RefSeq, a predicted model, not a curated record